Molecule: messenger RNA, 5792 nt
Organism: Schistosoma haematobium
Lineage: Eukaryota; Metazoa; Platyhelminthes; Trematoda; Strigeidida; Schistosomatidae
Exons: 1
Coding region: 3931-4470 (179 amino acids)
Source: RefSeq, a predicted model, not a curated record
GUCUUUCUUUCACUCAUUUACAAAACUCUUUAGAAAUAUUAAAAAAGGGAUAUUAAGUCACAUCCCCACAUCCUGGAGCACUCAUAAUUAAGUAAUCACAGAAUAAAGGUUAAGGUUUUCCUACCUUAAAGAUCAGGGGUGAAUACUAUAUUAAUCAAAGAAGUCGGUAAAUAUGACUCAGAAUAUCAGUAGAUAUCAUUUUGGCGUUUGAAGCUCUAUGCACUGAGCUUAUGCUUCAGGAUGAACGAGAAACUAAGAUAUGCGUACAUUCUGAUAAUCAAUUUUUAAUAUAGAAGUAUACAAUAGCGGUUAAUCAAAGAUAUAAUUAUCCCAUUAAGUUCAAAUGCUUUUUCGUGUCACUUAAAACAUGGUUAAGUAAUAACAAGCUUAUAUCGAAAGGCUAAAACGAAAACGCAAUAUUUUUAUCUUAAUGUAAACUACAACAACAGAGAGAAGUACUUGCAAAUCUACAUGGUGAGCUCCGAAGUUUGUUUUUAUCGUGAUUACGAAAAGAAAAGUGACGCCAUAUUUGAGUUUGAUAUUGCUAAAACUAAUACUGUUUUGGGAGAAAAAAAGGGGGGUAAUGUAGAGCAAAACAACUUUGUCAACAUACAUAAAUCUAAUCAUAGGGUAAUAUUAGUCACUUGCUUAGGAAUCCUCAAGAUGGAACACAAUCAAUUGUCCAGUUCACUCUAGUCCUCAAUGAAUAAUCAGUCCAGAAAAGGAAGAUAAUACAAAUCCGAAUAAUUACGUUACAAGGCUCUUCACCUCUUUUUACUUGUGACUUCAUUUCGAAUUGAAUCCAAAGGAACUCAAUCUUUAUACCAAUUUUUUUACGACUAAUAACAAUUAAUGUAAAAUAUAACCUCAAGUGUAGUUUUUUCAAAAUUGCUUAAUUGGUGAUUACUUCAAUUAAUGUCCAUUUUUAAUGCUAGUUUGUAAAGUAAUCCGUGGAAUCAUUUCUGAGCGAAUUAUGUAUCCAAACAUUGGCAAAUUAAUUUUAGAAUUCAUGUAUUCAGAUUGUAUUCAAGACGAAUUAAUGAAAUACCUGUAAUUUGUUUCAAGCAACUAGCUUGACUGCUGAUUUCUCUAUGGGUUACAUGAAUGUAUCAUAACUACAAUUAAAUGUGGUAAGACGGGGAUAGUUUAUACUUAAUCUGUAUGUAUAGUACAAGCAUACAUAAUAAAAAAAAACAAAAAAAAUGUUAUUGAUUGGAUAAGUAAGUGAAUUAGUAAAUAAAUUUUUACAAUGUCUCUGUUUUUUCAGUAAACAGUUCAGCAUCAAAUUUCUCGGUAUAUUUUAAAGUUUAAACCACAAGAGAUAACAUUCUUUUAAAAUUAAAAUUGAAGUAAGAUGAAAUUGAUAACACACCUAGAAGAAUCAGAAAAUCAAUAUUUAAAAAUCAUUUACUUCUUUAAUUAAUUACACUGUAUGUAAUUCACGCUACGACUUGUAAUUCCAGACGAAUAUAUUCUCAAGUUUUGUUUAUAUCAAACUUUGUUUAUUUGGUUGAAAAAACAAAUUUUAAUAAAACUAGGAGUAACUCAAAUAUUUUCAACAACUCUCUUAUAUACUACCAAUCAUAUAUGAUUGUAUAAAUUGAGUCGUGUUUAACAGAUUAUUCUUAAAACAAUAUUUUUCAACAUGUCAACCUACCGUGCAAUACUACUGUUAGUGAAUGUGUAUUGGGAUAAAUUUUUGUUUUCCGAUCAAGUAGACGAAUUGAAAUCGUUAGUUAUCUUGACAGGAUUAAUUAAAUGUAUCUCAUUAAAAGAAAGUUUUGGAUAAAAGAACUGAGAACCGGUUUGAAUAUUUGAUAAUAGUGAUUACUGAAUUAGAAAGGUAGUCAAAUGUUUAAUACAAAUUAUCAUAAGUUUUUUCUUAACACAUGGUAUGUUAAUUUAAAAAAUAAUCAAUAAAUCAUCAUGAUAAAAUAAUGAUUACGGCAUGUAUAAAUCACGCGAACCGUGAAGGAUCGUUAAAUUAAGCCACUGUUACGCCAUCUCAAAGAAGUAAUAAUUUCUCAGAUAGAGGCGAUUGAUAUUUAUGAUUGGGUUAUUUUGUAAAUAGUAAUUCUUAAUACAAACGGUUUCGUUAAUAAAACGUCAGAUUUCAAUAGGGUUAUUUUGCUAAUCCAUUGAAAGCGUUAAUUGUUUUUACCUGUACAUUCUUUGUAGUUCAGCCGUUUAUAAUUAUGAUAAUAAAUAUUUGUGUGUUUAAACAGUUAUGUAAAUGGGUUAUUGGGCUUGAGAAGUGAGCGUUAGGUUUUUUUCACGUUAUUUCAGUAGCAAAUAUUUUCUAAGUUUUCAGUCUAGCAAACUGUUUACUUGAAUUAGUAAAUGUCAUAUGUCAAUGACAUUGCAAACGUUAUUUAUUUAUAAGGUAUGGAAUGAUAAUUGAAAAUCAUCGACUAUCUUUGUAAAACAUAAUAGAGGAACAAUAAAAAAACUGUAUGUACAUUUUCGUCAUGCGUGAAUACUCUUCUUAAUAAUAUGAAACCUGAAAUAUCUAUACAUUAUGAAUAUAACCAUUUUUGACAAGCAUUUGAAAUACUGGUUGUAUCAAGUGUCAAUGAACAAGCCUACGUAGUCUGACGAAAUAAAUUUCUAUCUCAAUUAUACAUAUUAAUAAUAAAUAAGAUCAAUUGUAUCAAUUCACAUUUAGGUAAUAAGGAUGUUUAAUUUCAAAAUAUAAAAAGUAAAUUGGUGACUUUGUUACAAUGAUUAAAGGUAAUAUACAAAUUUAAAAAUAAAUAAGGUGAUAUGAUGAGUAUUUAUAAAUAAUAAUUAAGGUCAAGGAAACGAUCAAACGUAGUUCAUACGUACGCAUAGUUCUGGCUCUUUAAAUAUAAAACAAGAAUAUAAAAUUCUUAUUUUUCUAUUCAUGAAACGGAUGAUAUUCUCAAAUAAGAACUUUCGUCUAAAUUUGAACGAGUAGUUUCACAAUAUUUGGGCGCCGAGUUCAUUUGAGACAUUAAAAAGAAGAAUAUAUUUGUAAAAUCUCAGCGAAUGAAUUUGAAGUAAAUCCAACGUUUCGCCUGGCAAUCUGGUCCAAGCUUUUUCAAGGAAAAUAUAAUCAAACAACCAAAUUAUCGAAUAUAAAUAGGUACAUGGUUUUUUUGGUUUACUGCAUACUGAAUAAGUCAUCCAAUCAACGUGAAGGAUUUUUUAUAAAUAGGUAUUUGUAUUAAUGUGUAAGAGACAUGUUUAUAUGAAAAAUAAUAAAGGACAAACAAAUAAAAGUUCAUUUGAAAAUAACCAAGGAGAGAGAAAGAAUAAGAAAAAUUGUCGUGUUAUUCUAGGCCAUAGAAUGGCUUAAGGAUUACAAGGUAAAUUCAAGGUUAAGACAAACUUGUCAUUGUACACAUAAGGACAAGGUAUGAAAAAAUCAUGAAGAGCAAAUGUAGAGCCACUUUAAAUAAGUUGAAAGCUGAAACGGCCAAAUUGCUACAGAAUUUAAAGCCCAAACUAGGAUCAUCUUUAUGGUUCUCUUUAUAUCCAAAAAGCAAUAACCCGUGUAGAUUUUAUGGCCUACCAAAAAUACACAAAACAGAUGUGCCACUACGACCUGUGAUUGAUUACAUUAAUUCACCAACUUAUAAUCUUUCUAGAUACUUGGCCAAAAUUCUUAAACCAUAUGAAAGCGUAAUAAAAUAUGGAAUAAAAAAUUCUAAUGAUUUCAAAAACAUGGUCAGUAAUAUUCGGAUAGAAGAGGAUGAAAUAAUGGCAAGUUUUGAUGUUUGCUCAUUGUUCACUAAUGUUACUGUUAAAAAAGCUUUAGAUAAUGUGUAUAACCUGUUACAUUCUGACACUGAUCUUAAACAGCGUUGCCUUCUAGACCCCUCAGACAUUAUUUGAGUGUUGGAGCUUUGCUUAAAUUCAACGGUUUUCAUUUUUCGAGGAGUUCUGUACAGACAAACAGGUGUGGCUAUGGGAUCACCUGUCUCUCCAAUUGUGGCUAAUUUAUUCAUGCAUUCAUUGGAAACAAUUGCUAUCUCAAUCUGUUCCAUUCCACCAAAAAUUUGGGUAAGAUAUGUGGAUGAUACCUUUGUCAUUAUAAAACGAGAUGGUUUAGACGAACUAUUCCAACGGUUCAACAGCUUAGAUGACAAAAUGAAGUUUACUAAAGAGUUGGAAUCGCCUGGACGCAGAUUACCUUUUCUAGAUUGCCUGGUUGAAAGGAAGGAUAAUGAUUGUUUAAAAAUUAAUAUAUUCCGAAAGCCUACAUAUUCAGGGAAAUUUUUAGAUUUUAAGUCUGCGCAUCCAUGCUCGACCAAAGUGACAGUGGCCAAAAAUUUGAUCACCAGAGUCAAAAAACUUGUCGCUGAACCGAAUGAUAUAAAAAUGGAAAUGAAUUUAGUUGUAUCCACUCUAUUAAUGAAUAAUUAUACGAAAGGUUUUAUUAAAAGAAUAAUUAAGAAUGAAGAACGGAAUGAUAUUUUUAAAAAAGAGUUAAGCAAGAUUGGAUGAACACAGUAGUGAUCCCAUAUCGUAAAGGUAUCUCAGAAGACAUCAGAAGGAUUUUAACUCGUCAAAAUACAAGAGUAUUCUUUCGAACAAACAAUACUCUAAGAUCAAAACUAGUAAGAAUCAAAGAUCCAAUACACAAAGAUGAUCAACAGAAUUGUGUUUAUGAAAUCAAAUGUAAUGACUGUAAUGCAACGUAUGUAGGUGAAACAUCUAGGCAACUGAAUGUGAGGGUGAAGGAACACAAACUGUGCUUAAAGCACAUCCCUAAAUCCUCAAUUGAUGUAAAAAAGCUUGAGAACAGAUCAGCGAUAGCAUUACACUCGAUUGAAUCGGGUCAUACAGUCGAUUUCAAUGGCACGAGAAUCAUUCAAAAAGGAUUCAAUUUUUAAAAAGAACGACUAACAGCCGAAGCCAUACAGAUAUGGGCUAAUUCAAACAAUAUUAAUAGGAGAGAUGGAAUACAACUAACUGUCCCAUGGCAACUAAUAAUUAAUAAGUAAACCUGAUCUCCUUUUUGCAAUUUGAUAUAUCUAUGCCAUAGUAACUAAUUGAUAGAUAUUACGUUCAAUGAUUCAAAUCCGUUAUCUUAUCUGAAUAUGUUAAACAAUUGACUGGAACAUUAAAAUAACACACACCUUCAAUUACAUAUACAUUCCUCUUUUAUUUUGUUUACUUAUCUUAUUUAUCUUCAUCUAAUGCAGGCUGUGGCAUUUUUGAUUCAUUUGAUAUAUAAAAAUGAUCUGUUUUCUUAAUUUACACAGACCGAAGUCAAUAUUUAGUUGAAUGAAAGUUCUUCUCACAUCACUUGCGUAUAAACACAUUCUGUUGUCUUAACACGUUUUUGGUUCCAUAAUCACAUACCUUGUCCUUAUGUGUACAAUGACAAGUUUGUCUUAACCUUGAAUUUACCUUGUAAUCCUUAAGCCAUUCUAUGGCCUAGAAUAACACGACAAUUUUUCUUAUUCUUUCUCUCUCCUUGGUUAUUUUCAAAUGAACUUUUAUUUGUUUGUCCUUUAUUAUUUUUCAUAUAAACAUGUCUCUUACACAUUAAUACAAAUACCUAUUUAUAAAAAAUCCUUCACGUUGAUUGGAUGACUUAUUCAGUAUGCAGUAAACCAAAAAAACCAUGUACCUAUUUAUAUUCGAUAAUUUGGUUGUUUGAUUAUAUUUUCCUUGAAAAAGCUUGGACCAGAUUGCCAGGCGAAACGUUGGAUUUACUUCAAAUUCAUUCGCUGAGAUUUUACAAAUAUAUUCUUCUUUUUUGGAUGAUAUUCUCAUUUCUUUUUACACCUAUAUAACCUUCAAUCACAUUAAUCAUUUUA